Molecule: messenger RNA, 3372 nt
Organism: Syzygium oleosum
Lineage: Eukaryota; Viridiplantae; Streptophyta; Magnoliopsida; Myrtales; Myrtaceae
Product: leucine-rich repeat receptor protein kinase HPCA1-like
Exons: 19
Coding region: 265-3228 (987 amino acids)
Biological process (GO): protein phosphorylation
Molecular function (GO): ATP binding; protein kinase activity; protein binding
Source: RefSeq, a predicted model, not a curated record
AACCCAACAAGCAAAAGAGAGAGAGAAACAAUCCAAAGCUUGUCCCAUUGCUUCCUCCCUCCUUUCUUGUUUGACUCUGAACCAGAUGUUUUUUUUGACAGGGUCAUCAACAAACCCCACCUCUUCAUUGUUCACGCUCCCAGAUUGUCCUAAAGAAUAUAAUUUUUUAUUUUUGGUAAGCGCUAAACAGAUAGACCUAACAACUCAGUCUUGAACGAGCCUUACUACACGUUUUGAUAUUGGGUCAGAACAAUAUGUAUUAAGAUGGUGGUGGAUGAGAAGAUGCAGAGUUUUGACUUUGGAAAAGGAAUGAGAGGUGGCAGAGAAAUGGCAAGCAAGAACCUCCGGUUGCUCUUGUUUCUGGUUCUCUUCUGUUCUUGGAUUCAUUUGAUUUGCUCUACUACAAACCCUAAUGACCAAGCUGUUCUUUUAGCCCUGAAAGCCCAGUGGCAGAACACACCAUCCAGCUGGGGCAAGUCCAGUGAUCCUUGUGGACUGCCUUGGGAUGGAGUCACCUGCGACAGUAAUUCAAGAGUGACCGGAUUGGGGUUAUCUGGCAUGAAUAUCAAAGGGACGCUGCAAGCCGACGUAGGGGGGCUCACAGAACUCACUUCUUUGGAUCUUUCCUUUAACCAGGGUCUCACCGGACCGAUCCCUUCACAGUUGGGAAAUCUCCAGAAGUUGAAUAUCUUAAUCUUGGCUGGAUGUGGCUUCAGUGGUAGUAUUCCCGAUGCACUGAGCAACCUUUCGGAGCUGACUUUCUUGGCGCUAAAUUCCAACAAUUUUAGCGGUAACAUACCUGCUUCUUUGGGUAAACUCUCCCAACUGUACUGGUUUGACGUGUCGGAAAAUCAGUUAACUGGAUCGCUACCAGUUUCAACAGACACCACCCCAGGGUUGGACCUUUUGUUCAAUUGUAAUCACUUCCACUUCAGCAAGAACCAACUGUCCGGCAACGUACCAAAUAAACUGUUCAGUUCAAACAUGUCUCUGAUACACAUAUUGUUUGAUGAUAACCAAUUUACUGGUUCUAUACCAUCCACAGUAGGCCUUGUUCAGACACUCGAGGCUCUCCGACUCGAUAGGAACUCCUUUUCUGGAAACGUCCCUUCAACUCUCAACAACCUUACACAACUCAGUGAACUGAAUUUAGCACGUAAUGGAUUGAAUGGUCCUUUGCCAAACUUAACGGGGAUGACAUCACUCGGUUACAUUGACCUCAGCAACAACUCUUUCACGGCUUCAGCAGCUCCAGAUUGGUUCUCAACUUUAUCAUCUCUCACCACUCUAAUCAUACAAAAUGGACCGCUUCAAGGGACUGUACCACCAAACCUCUUCGGCCUUCCCCAGCUAGAGCAAGUUGAUAUGAGUAACAAUGCUUUCAACGGAACGCUGAACAUGAGUACCAGCAUCAGUCCCCAAUUGCAGCUCGUUAAUUUGGAAGACAACCAGAUUGAAUCGCUGACGACCGGUUCCUACAAAAAUGCAUUAAUACUAAUAGGAAACCCGGCAUGCACUAAUGCGCCUGUCCUCUCAACCACGAGCUACUGCAGAGUUCAGCAGCAACAAGCUUAUUUUACCCCAACCAGCUGCGGUGGUGCAUCAUGUCCCUCUAAUCAGAGGCUUAACCCCGGAAGCUGCACAUGUGCAGUUCCAUACAAUGGAAAUUUGAUAUUUAAAGCUCCAUCAUUCAGUGAUUUGUCCAAUUCCGCUCUGUUUCAAUCGUUGGAAGUGGACCUGUGGCAGACAUUGAACCUAAGUAAUGGUUCAGUUUCUCUUCAGAAUAUCGGCUUUGAUACAAGCAGUGGCUAUCUUAUAGUACCUGUGUCUUUCUUUCCAUCUAAUGGGACGUACUUCAGCAAGUUAGACAUUCAGAGGAUCGGAUUCGAUUUGACUAACCAAACUUUUAAGCCGCCACCCAGUUUCGGUACCUAUCUCUUCAGCGCAUAUCCUUAUCCAUUCCCAGGUAACAACGUAAGCAUCAGCAAAGGCGUCCUAGCAGGGAUUGCCGUUGGCUGCGCAGUCCUGAUUCUUGGACUUGUGGGGUCAGCUAUUUACGCUAUUCAACAGAAGAAACGAGCACAGAGAGCAACGGAAUUAAGUAGACCAUUUGCAUCCUGGAUACCGAAAGGAAGUGAUGGCGGAGGAGCACCACAGUUGAAGGGGGCGAGGUGGUUCUAUUUCGAUGAAAUCAAGAAGUGCACCAAUAGUUUUUCUGAAAGUAAUGAGAUAGGCUCCGGGGGCUAUGGAAAGGUCUACAAAGGAAUGCUUCCCGAUGGUCAAGUGAUGGCAAUCAAAAGAGCUCAGCAGGGGUCGAUGCAGGGCGCGAAUGAGUUCAAGACAGAAAUUGAGCUACUUUCUCGAGUCCAUCACAAGAAUCUUGUUGGCCUCGUCGGCUUCUGUUACGAACAAGGAGAGCAGAUGUUGGUCUAUGAAUAUAUGCCUAAUGGGUCACUUAGGGAGAGCUUAUCAGGGGAAACUGGCAUACAUCUUGAUUGGAAGAGGAGGCUGCAGAUCGCUCUCGGCUCUGCGAAAGGACUGGCAUAUCUACAUGAGCUCGCGAAUCCCCCAAUAAUUCACAGAGACGUUAAGUCCACGAAUAUCUUGCUGGAUGAAAAUUUGGUGGCUAAAGUUGCGGACUUUGGCUUGUCUAAAAUGGUGGCGGACAGCGAGAAAGGACAUGUUUCAACACAAGUCAAAGGCACACUGGGCUAUUUGGAUCCAGAGUACUACAUGACCCAGCAACUAACAGAUAAGAGUGACGUUUAUAGUUUUGGGGUCGUGAUGCUUGAACUGAUAACCUCGAUGCCGCCAAUAUACAAGGGCAAGUACAUCGUCCGCGAAGUCCGCACGGCGAUGGACAAAAACGACCAAGACUAUUACGGACUACGCCAAGUCAUGGAUCCGUCCCUUCGCAACAUGGGGCGUCUUGCAGGGUUCGCUCAGUUCCUGGAGUUAGCAAUGCGAUGCGUGGAGGAAUCAUCCAGCAACCGUCCCAGGAUGAACGAAGUCGUGAAGGAAAUCGAGACGAUCUCGCAAACCGACGGGAUCGCCACGAGCACGACGUCCGCGUCCUCAUCCGCCACGGACUUUGUAGCAUCAAACACUGGUGCUCCUAGACAUCCUUUGUACACUGAUGUUUCACUCAAUAGCAAGGAUGUUGGUUACAGCAAUUCGUUCGAUUACAGCGGCGGGUUCGCGCUUUCGACGAAGAUCGAACCAAAGUAACUGUGGAUCGCACGAGUCACAUACUUGUUCCUUUCUCUUUAGGUUAAAUGUUCAAAUACCUCUUGGUGCAUCAGGUUCUUCUGGGUAAUGUAACUUUUUUUGACAUUUUCAUGAUGCAUUAAUACGUGCUUACGGAUUGUGGAA